AUGGGGAAAUGUGCGUUUGAUCAUCACGCAGCUCAACUCACAAUGUCGUUGGUUUCUAAAGAGUCGAGUACGCAGCUUCCUCCUCCACCACCACCUCCAACACCGUCACCACUUAAUGCUAAGUGUCCUUCGACGCAGCCCGAAUCUAACCUUACAGCAGGGUCUACUCCUUCAGAUGCCAAUGCGAGAAAGCAUCCACUCGCCACCGUACGACCAUUCAGUAAAAGGAGCAGACAGGAUGGCUUACUAGAGGAGAAUCCGCCUCCACCCCGCUCACCUCGGCGAACGCUUUCACGUAGCCCCGGUCCACGUACUCCACGAUGUUCUGUGCAAGAUAACGAGGUGGAGUCCACAACUCCUAUGUGCGGAAAUCAUGCCUCAUCAAGUGGUGGACGUACACCUGGCUACGGCUGUCACACAGCUGUCGGCUUCCCAACGCCAACCAGUAGUUCACAGACCGCGUAUGGCUCAACCACGCCUCAUUUCGCUGCACAGACACCAAGAUACUGUGGAAAUUCUCCUGACUACGGGUCUGGUGCGCCCAGCCUUUACCGUGCACGUACUCCCCAUCAAGGAUCACGAACUCCAGCCUACGGAGGCACCACGUCUAGCGCAGGAACUACCCCGUAUCAGAGCUCGCAACCUCGUUACUAUGGGUCACAAACUCCCGCAUAUCGCUCGCCUGGUCCUAGAACUUCUAAUUAUGUGCCGACUUCACCCAGCUACAGUGGAGAUAACAGGGAUAGGGAGGUUCUAAGUGCAGGAAGAGGAAGUUCUGCACGGCAGUGUCAUAGUUACGACAUACAGCAGACACAAGUAAGUUUCUUUCGUGUCUUUUUUUCUCUUUUGACUCAAAGAAAUCGCUCUAUUUGUCUGCUCAUUUUGCUGCGUCUUAUACGUUAAGC
Strongylus vulgaris is the source of this 905-nucleotide messenger RNA. The record is from the annotation of a GenBank genome assembly. NCBI's taxonomy places the organism in Eukaryota, Metazoa, Nematoda, Chromadorea, Rhabditida, Strongylidae.